Jatropha curcas is the source of this 1287-nucleotide messenger RNA. RefSeq names its product dehydroascorbate reductase 1 (gene DHAR3). Gene Ontology annotation, molecular function: glutathione dehydrogenase (ascorbate) activity. The record is from RefSeq and is a predicted model, not a curated record. NCBI's taxonomy places the organism in Eukaryota, Viridiplantae, Streptophyta, Magnoliopsida, Malpighiales, Euphorbiaceae. Gene Ontology annotation, biological process: protein glutathionylation; ascorbate glutathione cycle; cellular oxidant detoxification.
UCAAACCGUGUAUGAAAUACUGAAAUACUGAUAACCACAUCUUUCUAUCACUCACAAAAUUCCGAUUUUCUAUCCCACCGGAGCACACGACACAGAAUUUUCUUUACAAAUAAAGCCAAAAUGUCGACGGCGAGAAUACAACCCACGGCAGUUGCCGCAGCGUCGGCUGCUUGUGCGCUUUCCUCCACUGUCAAGCAUCAUCUUGGUUUCACUCUUCGUCUUCCUCGAAAUAACGCCGUUUUUAGACGCCAACGAAUCAGAAGAAACCACUCUGUCAUUGCUAUGUCUGCUGUAUCCGAACCUCUAGAAGUCUGUGUUAAAGCCUCCGUCACUGCACCCAACAAGCUCGGCGACUGCCCAUUUUGCCAAAGAGUGCUGUUGACUAUAGAGGAAAAACAUCUUCCUUACAAUACAAAGCUAAUAGACUUCGCUAACAAGCCAGAAUGGUUCUUGAAAAUAAGCCCAGAAGGCAAAGUUCCUGUGAUAAAAUUUGAGGAGAAGUGGAUUCCAGAUUCAGAUGUUAUCACACAGUCACUGGAAGAGAAGUUUCCAGAUCCACCAUUGGGAACCCCACCUGAGAAGGCUUCAGUUGGCUUGAAGAUCUUCUCCACGUUUAUUGGUUUUCUUAAAAGCAAAGAUGCCAAUGAUGGGACAGAGCAAGCAUUACUCAACGAGCUCAGUGCCUUCAAUGAUUACAUAAAAGAAAAUGGCCCUUUUAUCAAUGGAGAAAAGGUUUCUGCAGCUGAUUUGUCACUUGGACCAAAGUUAUACCAUCUAGAGAUUGCUCUGGGGCAUUAUAAGCAAUGGUCAGUUCCGGAGUCACUUACCCAUGUGAAAUCUUACAUGAAGGCAAUUUUCUCACGGGAUUCGUUCACCAAAACAAGGGCUCUCCCAGAGGAUGUGAUUGCUGGUUGGCGUCCAAAAGUCCUGGGUUAAAGUUUCUCAAACUUGUUGGAGGAGACCGUAGUGGUAUCUAUUGUCAUCUUUGAAAACGUAGUUAGAAGAGCUCAGGUUUAUCCAAUCACCUUCUUGACAUGUAUUUAGUUGUAUAACCAAAUCUGAAUCUUUCCCUUUUUCUGAGGCAUCGAUCCCCACAUUGUCGAUAUGAGAAAAUUCCUGACAUAACGUUAUGUAUCAUAUUCAUGUGCAUGACAAAUUACUGGUGAUAGGCCUUUAUAUUUGCUUUUGCACCUCCUCUAAAGUAAAUCCAUAAACCCGAUGUUGCUCCUGGGUUUUGUUUGUAUCCUUUGUUAUAUAUAUAUAUAUGUAUAUGGUAAAUUUCUGUAA